Messenger RNA from Ilex paraguariensis (yerba mate), 300 nucleotides. The record is from the annotation of a GenBank genome assembly. NCBI's taxonomy places the organism in Eukaryota, Viridiplantae, Streptophyta, Magnoliopsida, Aquifoliales, Aquifoliaceae.
AUGAGUAUACCACCUGAGAAAAUCUUGCUUAGGUGGAUGAACUUCCAGCUGAAAAAAGUAGGAUACAAGAAAACAAUAACAAACUUCUCUUCAAAAAAUAUAAAGGAUGGAGAGGCCUAUGUCCAUCUCUUGAAUGUUCUUGCUCUUGAGCACAGUAAUCCAUCUAUAUUGGCAGCAAAAGAUCCUUCACAAAGAGCAAAGCUGGUUCUUGAACAUGCUGAUAGGAUGGGUUGCAAAAGAUACUUAACAGUGAAAGAUAUUGUUGAAGGUUCUCCGAAUCUCACACAUUUUCCAGCUUAG